Messenger RNA from Nicotiana attenuata, 769 nucleotides. Its product is annotated as zinc finger protein ZAT11-like. The record is from RefSeq and is a predicted model, not a curated record. The transcript has a single exon. The coding region runs from base 126 to 626 and encodes 166 amino acids. NCBI's taxonomy places the organism in Eukaryota, Viridiplantae, Streptophyta, Magnoliopsida, Solanales, Solanaceae.
AGCAAAACAACCCAAGUCCAAGUGUAUCAUAAACCUCUUACUUCUAAUUAAGUUCUCACAUUUCUCUCAAAGUUCCAAACUUAGUAUACAAAUAGAAAUCUUCAUUCUUUUUCUCCAUUAAUAUUAUGAAUGCCAUGAAAAGAAGCAGAGAAGCGGAUUUGCAAGUGGAAGCAGAAGCCAUGGCUAACUGCGCCUUAUUGCUAUUGUCGACUUCAUCAAAUGGUUUCGAAUGCAAGACUUGCAAUAAACGGUUCCCAUCUUUUCAAGCGCUCGGCGGCCACCGUGCAAGUCAUAAACGGCCAAAAUUACUCGGAGAGUUUCUUGUUCAAUCCAAAAAGAAUAAAAUGCAUGAAUGUUCUAUCUGUGGUAUGGAGUUCUCUUUGGGUCAAGCCUUAGGUGGACAUAUGAGGCGUCAUCGUGAUGAAAUUAAUAAAACGUCGACAGCAGCCGGAAAGACGAUGAUUCCGCUCGUCGGAACGAAAAUAAUACCGGUGUUGAACAAGUCAAAUAGCAGCAAGAGGAUUUUCUGUGCCUUGGACUUGAACUUAACCCCUGAUGUAGAUCUCGAUUUGAAGCUAUGGUCGACCGCACCCGUUUCAUCUCCGAUUUUGCGAUGUUUUUUUUAAGUCCCUUUCAUUGUUGUUCUUGUAGGAUUAGGAGAAGCUAAGAUGUAGUUGAUUUGUUCAUUCUUUUCGAGUUGUACCCUUUGUAUAUUUCCUUAAUUCUUUCACAUGACAUGGUAUCAAAACAUAAAUUUAUUUAUCAUUUA